Macrosiphum euphorbiae (potato aphid) is the source of this 258-nucleotide messenger RNA. The record is from the annotation of a GenBank genome assembly. NCBI's taxonomy places the organism in Eukaryota, Metazoa, Arthropoda, Insecta, Hemiptera, Aphididae.
AUGGAAAUUGAAGAAAAUAGGAGAAUUUUGGAAAUGCAAAAUUUACCUUACGUCCAAGUAAAAGUACCUGAAGUUCUUCCUGCUGUUGAAACAGAAAACCGAGCAAAUAUGUGUGUUGCUUGUCUUGAUGCGGAAAUUAAUCACGCCUUGUCUCCAUGUGGACUUAAAUCUUUAUGUUUAAUGUGUUUAGAAUCAUUAGUUUCAGAACACUGUCCAAUAUGUAACAGUAUAUUCACUUCAAAUUUACGCAUUUGGUAG